AUGGCAGCAAAUAGUGUUCCAGAUGUGGUUCUAAAUUCAGGAGAAAAGAUGCCGGCGAUAGGAUAUGGAACAGGAACUCCUCCUCCUCCAGAAGCUUUGAUUGAUGCCAUUAAAAUUGGCUACAGACAUUUUGAUACGGCUGCUUUCUAUAAUACUGAACAACUUCUAGGCCAAGCUGUGUCCAAGGCUUUAGAGGAAGGCCUCGUUAAAAGUCGCGACGAACUGUUCAUUACUUCCAAGUUAUGGUGUACUGAUGCUCACCAUGACCUUGUUCUCCCAGCUCUCAAAACCACCCUCAAAAAUCUGGGUUUAGAGUAUGUGGAUCUCUAUUUGAUUCACUGGCCAGUAAGGUUCAAACAAGAUGUUGUAGGCUUAAACUUUACAGGUGAGGAUAUGAUUCCCAUUGACAUAAAAGGAGUAUGGGAAGCUAUGGAAGAGGUUCAUAGAUUGGGCUUAGCAAAGUCUAUUGGUGUUAGCAACUUUGGUGCCAAAAAGCUCUCCAUACUUUUAGAAAAUGCCAAAAUCACUCCAGCAGUUAACCAGGUGGAAAUGAAUCCAUCGUGGAAUCAAGAGAAACUCAGAGAAUUCUGCAAGCAGAAAGGAAUUCAUGUUGGUGCAUGGUCGCCACUAGGAGCAUACAAAGAUCCUUGGGGUUCAGCUGCAGUGAUGGAUAAUCCAAUUCUGCACAAAAUUGCUAAGGCUAAGAACAAGAGUGUACCCCAGAUAGUACUAAGAUGGAUAUACCAGCAUGGAGUAACUGCGAUUGUGAAAAGCUUCAAUAAGGAGAGGAUGAAACAAAACCUUGAAAUAUUUGAUUGGGAAUUGAGUCAGGAAGAGUCAGACAAAAUCAAUCAAAUUUCUAAAAUGAGAACUCUAAAAGCAGAAAUGUUCAUAUUUGAAAAUGGACCUUAUAAAUCUUUGGAAGAGUUGUGGGAUGGUGAUGUUUAA
Messenger RNA from Lathyrus sativus (Indian pea), 948 nucleotides. NCBI's taxonomy places the organism in Eukaryota, Viridiplantae, Streptophyta, Magnoliopsida, Fabales, Fabaceae. The record is from the annotation of a GenBank genome assembly.